Messenger RNA from Drosophila navojoa, 2469 nucleotides. RefSeq names its product DNA-binding protein Ets98B (gene Ets98B). The record is from RefSeq and is a predicted model, not a curated record. Lineage: Eukaryota; Metazoa; Arthropoda; Insecta; Diptera; Drosophilidae. Gene Ontology annotation, cellular component: nucleus. Gene Ontology annotation, molecular function: DNA-binding transcription factor activity, RNA polymerase II-specific; sequence-specific DNA binding. Gene Ontology annotation, biological process: regulation of transcription by RNA polymerase II; cell differentiation.
AUACAAAAAAGAAACGAAAAAAAAAAAAAACAAGUAAAAUCAAAACAGUGAAAGAAAUAGAGACAGAGAGCGCUUAGCCGUGGCGUGCUAGAGCGAGACAGUGCAAGACUUUCGCACAGAUACAAAGCAGAGAAAAAAGAAAGAAAAACAAGAAAAUAAAUUGCAAAAACAAAAGAGAUUCAAAUCAACAAGUUGUUUCUCACAGUUCUAAUUGACAUUACACAAAUAACAGAUAAAACAAAGCUGCAAAUAUGGAGUAUGAGAAAAUGUUAUACCAGACAAAUGCCAGCGAGAUGCCGCACAGCUGCAGCACCCAGUUCAAGCUAGCCGCAGAACAGUUCCCGACGGACUCCUAUGCGGCCUACGCCUAUGCGGACAACUUCGAUCUGUCGCUGCUGCCGGAGGACGCGGGCAUACCCACCACAGUCUAUCAGUACAACGCGCCGCAGAUCAAAAUCGAAAGCGCCUGGGAGAUACAGGAGCAGCCAGUGAGUACAUCGUAUGCUCCAGCCAACCCCUGCUCCAGUGUUAGCUCCAGCGGCAGCUCAGGCCACCAGCUGAUACCACCACCCGCCUAUCCGCACAGCGCCUACCCCUCGCCGCAGUCGAGCCCGCAGCAGUCGGAGUUCGCCUCGUUCAAGUACGACUGCCUGAGCAGCCCGUGCCCCUCGCUGGAUGCGAGCAGCAUCAAGCAGGAGCUGCACAUUUUGCCACCCUCGCCCCCCGAGUCCAACUGCGAGACGCCCUCGCCACGCAGCGACACCAGCAGCAGCAGCAGCAGCAGCAGCAGCAGCAGCAGCAGCAUCAAGGCUGAGCCACUGGAUGCCGAGUUGGAGAACUAUAUAGAUUUGAAUACGCUGCAGCAGCAGCUGCUGGACAUCAAGCCGAACCAUCAGGCGCUGCGCGAGUGCCUCGAGGACACGACAUUCCAGCGCAAGCACAAUCUGAAGCCCCUGGCGCUGGAGUCCUUCAUUGGCGGGCUAGCUGAGGUGCGAGGUGACUUUGAGCCGGUCAUUUCUCUGGCGCUGGAGCAUGCCAAGCGCGAGGCGGACGCCAUUUGUGCAAAGCUGCAGAUAUCGCAGGAUCCGAAUGCCUGGACAGCUGCCCAGGUACACGCAUGGCUACGAUCCACCUUGGCACAGUUCAAGCUGCCCCCGGUUGACAACUUGGAGCUGCAGUUCAGCGAAGACGGUGCUGCUCUGGCAUUACUCAGCGAGGAGGAAUUCCAGCGACGAUUGCCCGAGAGUGGCAGCACGCUGCACGCACAGCUGGAGAUAUGGAAGAUGGCCUAUGCAGAUCAGCUGGGCAACGAAAUGGAGGCCACAGCGCCAGCCGGCAACGAUAUGCUAUGGGGCUAUCAGCCGCCCAAUGUGGAGCAGGACGAAAGCGAAGAUGAUGAGGACAUGGAGUCCGCUCUGCCGCUAGCCACAGCCACAGCCACUGGCACUGGCACUGGCACACCCACAUCGACGGCGGCCAAGCGCUCGGGCGGCGCACGCAACGGCGGCAGCUCGCACAUUCACCUGUGGCAGUUCCUCAAGGAGCUGCUCGCGGCGCCGCAGGUAAACGGCACGGCCAUACGCUGGAUCGACCGCAGCAAGGGCAUCUUCAAGAUCGAGGACUCGGUGCGCGUGGCCAAGCUGUGGGGCCGGCGCAAGAAUCGGCCGGCCAUGAACUACGACAAGCUCUCGCGCUCCAUACGCCAGUACUACAAGAAGGGCAUCAUGAAGAAGACGGAGCGUUCGCAGCGUCUGGUCUAUCAGUUCUGCCAGCCGUAUCAUCAGUGAGCCAGUGAGCCAGUGGAACCAGUUCCAUUUAACUAGUUCUAAGUGUAUUUAUUUUGGUAGUCGUAAGCCCGUAACCCCCCACCAACCAGCACAAACUUUGCCCCGCCACUAUGCUCGACUAGGCAACCGAGUCUAGCGAGUGUUAGUGUCUGUACAUACAUCUAUAUCUAUACGUCUAUAUCUCACUCUAUAUGUAUAUCUAUAUCGAUAUCUAUACAUAUACAUAUAUAUAUACGUCUCUGUAGCACCGUCUAGGCACGAAGGUAAGUUCGUGCAGUUAAGUUGGACUCCGCGUGAGUUCGCCUCUAGUUGUUUAGGCUCAAGCCAAAGGCAGCUGGCGAAGGUAAGUUCGCCCUGUCGCGGCUUUAAGUUAAUCAAUCUCAAUCAAUCAAUCGAUCAAUUUUUUAUAUUGCAUGUGGGCGUGGCAGCUAACUGCAUAUGUUUGACUUACCGGCGACAUCUUUAUUCAAAUGUUGACUCUGCCAGUGCUUGCGCCCGUCACGAUUUCCCCCCGCCUCGAGCUCUGUUUAGGGUUUGUUUUGUUGGCAGGUGCCAGUCCGCUUCGGAUGCUGCGCACACAUAAGACCAGCACAAGCUUGGGCCGAGGCCCAGGGGGCGUGACACCCGGGGGCGGUGAGCACUGGGCACUGAGCAGCAGCUGAAGGUGUUGCGGUAAUUUUAG